CCGGUGCUUAAUUAAAUAUUAUACAUUAAACAUUUAAAUAAACAAAUACUACUUAAUAAGUAGAUUACGAUUAGGCAACUGACAUUACACCCGUCCAGGUUUUGGCGCCGACACAUUGUUCAUAUUAGAUUUUUGAGGUUAUAUUUUCAAAACAAACACUUUUUAAUAAUGUCAAAUUUAAAACAAUAUUUAAUACAGUACAUGAUAGGCAAAGGAAUUUCUACUGAAAAGGCAAUUUUCGAUUUCUGCCAAAGUAUUUCGUCAGAUUCAGUGCAGAAUGUCAAGGAUUUGAAGUUAAUUAUAACAGAAAUAAACGGUGAGAUUGUUCGUAAUGGUCUGAAAUUAACUUAUGGAAGAUGUGAAAUAACAAACAAUAAAUGUAUAGCACUGAUCAAUACAAAAUGUGAUACUAUUGCUUUAUUGCAAUCUACAUUUAGUCCAGUACAAUUGGAAUAUUUCCAAGCAAUAAUAUCCGAAAUCUUGGGUUCUGAUGAAUAUAGAAUUACUUUUAUAAUUUGCAUCAACAUCACAUCAACACUUGUGGGAAAGAUGACCCGGGAUCAAGGACAGAAUACACUGAAUGUUUGGAUAAAAGGUGGAUAUUUCAUCAAAGAUGAGGACUAUGUUUAUCUAGGACUGAGGACAAAAAUGGAAUUUGCAACAUAUUUGCGGCAGCAUUGUCCUGAUUCACUCUGCAAGUUAUGCAGUGAAUUAGUAUUCAGGGCUGUUGUUUGUGCACAUUGUGCUGCGGUCUUUCAUAAUUUUUGUAUAAACAAAUAUUUGGAGAGCCAAGCUCUGUGUCCUACCUGUGAUGCAAAGUGGCAAACGGAAGCAUAUCAAAAUCAUCUGGAAAAACAUAAUGGAUAUACUUCUAUGGAAGUAAGUGAUACUGAAAGCUCCCAAAGUACAAUCAUUAAUCAUACAGAGACAAGAGAAUCUGACUGUGAAAGCUUUACUGAAGAACCUGGUCCCAGUAAAAGAAAGGUUAGAAGAAAAUGUUAAUCCUAAUUCUAUGCUUUUUGUAUGUUAAUUGAAUUUUAAUAUUAAUUAAUUGAUUAAUUAAAUAUAUAUGUUUUUUAAAGAUAAGUCUAUUAAUGCCUGCCCUAUGAAUGUUAAACAAAAAUAAUUUAAACUCAAGAUUUUAAAACAAUCGGUAUUUAUUAUUUACAGCUUAAAAUAAAAUAAAUUGACCAAGGUCGUAUAUGAUGGAUUAAACAAUGAUGUAACAACGUAUUUUAGAGCAUCUGCAAUAACACAGAACCGUAUAAAACAUAAAAA
Messenger RNA from Aethina tumida (small hive beetle), 1278 nucleotides. It is a transcript of the gene Nse1, whose product is annotated as non-structural maintenance of chromosomes element 1 homolog. The record is from RefSeq and is a predicted model, not a curated record. The transcript is spliced from 3 exons. Gene Ontology annotation, molecular function: ubiquitin-protein transferase activity. The coding region runs from base 169 to 1002 and encodes 277 amino acids. Gene Ontology annotation, cellular component: nucleus; Smc5-Smc6 complex. Gene Ontology annotation, biological process: DNA damage tolerance; double-strand break repair via homologous recombination. NCBI's taxonomy places the organism in Eukaryota, Metazoa, Arthropoda, Insecta, Coleoptera, Nitidulidae.